GGGAAACUCACACCCUUGUCAUAUCUGACCAUCACAGCUAUUUGAUUAAUGUUCUUUAAAAACAAGAUGGAGGGACUCUCUUAUCUGUUCUUACUUUUGGGUUUCUUUUCCAUUCAGGGGAGUUCAGAAAACUUGGAAGAGAAUUUGGCAUUAAGAGGAACGGCUGUACAGUCGAGCACAUAUUCCACCUGGGGAGCUGCAAAUGCCAUCGAUGGCAUCAAAUACACUCCAAGUUGCUCCCACACAGAAUACGAUCUCAACCCGUGGUGGAGGCUGGACCUGCUGGAUUCUUACAAAAUUUACAACGUGACCGUCACCAACAGAGAUGAUAACUGGCUGGAUGAAACAGCUGGAGUAGAGAUCCGCAUCGGAAACUCUCUGGAAAACAACGGCAACAACAAUCCCAGAUGUGGUGUCACUUCACUUGUCCCAGCAGGCAGUUCUGUCAGUUUCUCUUGCGGUGGAAUGGAAGGUCGUUAUGUGAACAUGUACCUUCCUAAGAUCCACGCAUACCUCACACUGUGUGAGGUGGAGGUUUAUGGAACAGCCUCCUGUGAAGAGUCCAUAUGACCAAGCACCUGUGAGUAGAUGAUGGCUACCCUGCAAGGACUCCAGAUAAAAAUGAUGACAUUUUCAUUGGUUUAAGAUGCACACACAGUUUGCUUGAAUGCAUAUCUGGUAUUUGUAAAUAUUAUAAUUUCAAUUAGAUUUAGAUUUCAACUGCUCUUUCUGAUACAAGCUCAUAUAAAGACUAUAAAGGAUUUUGUC
Messenger RNA from Carassius auratus (goldfish), 768 nucleotides. Its product is annotated as fucolectin-5-like. The transcript is spliced from 5 exons. The coding region runs from base 49 to 570 and encodes 173 amino acids. Lineage: Eukaryota; Metazoa; Chordata; Actinopteri; Cypriniformes; Cyprinidae. The record is from RefSeq and is a predicted model, not a curated record.